ACUUGCCAAAAAUUGGAAUUAGUUCAAUUUUGUGUGUGCUUUCAAAUACAUUCAGUUUAUACGUGAUAAUAGUUCAAGGAUAGCUAUGAGAAUUAUUUGGCUUAUCUUUGCAAUUGCGUUUACUAAAAUCGAUUUAGAUAUUGCGAUAGACGAGAUAUGGAUUAAUCAUGUAGAGGGAUCACAAAAAAAUGAUCUAAAUCAGGAAGUCUAUUAUAUGGUAGAGAAAUAUAUUAACAGAAAUAACAAAGCAGAAAGAUAUCCCUCAGACUGUUCCACAACAAAUGGUAUACAUACUAUACAACUUGUCGGAAGGGAACCUUUCGAUGUCCUUUGUAAUUCCACUUGGAUGGUGAUACUAAACCGCUUUGAUGGUCAGUUGAAUUUCUAUCGCGAUUGGCAAACCUACAAGGAUGGUUUUGGGAAUCUGUCCAGUGAGUUCUUCAUCGGAUUGGAUAAACUACACGCGAUAACCGCCAGUCAGGAUCAUGAAAUUUAUAUACGCCUUGAGGAUUUUGAUGGAUCAACGACAUACGCGCUAUAUGAUGACUUUCUUGUAGGCAAUGAAGCGGAUUUUUAUGCUAUGGAAAAGUUGGGCAACUAUACUGGAGAUGCUGGAGAUUCAUUGAGUUAUCAUUUGAAUAUGAAAUUUUCAACGUACGACAAUGAUAAUGACGGAUACUCCGGAAACUGUGCAAUCGAGCGAAUGGGAGCCUGGUGGUAUAACUGGUGCAAUAACAGCCAUCUUUUCGGAAUGUAUUUACGAGGUAAUUACACCCCAGAAAUCGGAGUGAGAGGCAUCACCUGGUGGGAUUGGCGUGGACCUUAUUAUUCAUACAAGAAAGUGCAAAUGUUUGUGCGACCAAAGACCUUUGUUUAAUGCCUAAUAUUUACAAGGUCAAUAAAUAAAUAACAGCAAUAAUAAU
Drosophila innubila is the source of this 923-nucleotide messenger RNA. Its product is annotated as techylectin-5B-like. Lineage: Eukaryota; Metazoa; Arthropoda; Insecta; Diptera; Drosophilidae. The record is from RefSeq and is a predicted model, not a curated record. The transcript is spliced from 2 exons. The coding region runs from base 86 to 877 and encodes 263 amino acids.